AGUAGACCGAAGAUCAGAUGAUAAGGGUGGAAACUGUAGAUGAUGGGGGUAUGUGUGUGAAGUAGAAGCAAAUGUGGUAGAUGUUUGAACUCCUGGAGCAGUUGUUAGGGGGUGGGAUGUGUUUCCUGCCCCCUUACCAUGAAUCCAGGCUGUUGCUCUGUGGCUAUCCUCCACCCAGGUUUUCUAAGCACACUUGUGUGUGUGCUGGGGGGGAGAUAAGGCAAAAUGACAGCUGUGCGAGACCAUGAUUUUUCACUCCAUUAUCCUGCUUCCAGCUUCCACCCCCUCGCCCCGGAGCAUUUUUUAGAUUCCCCUCUGGAGCCUGUUGCUUAAUCAGCUAGAAGGGCUGUUGCCUCUUUGUGUGAGAAGCCCUUCUUAACCUGGCUCCUGCCUGUCCCAGAAGGGUGGGACCAAAUUUAGGCAUGGAACUGCGGUGUUUUAGAGCAGUAAGUGCUGUGCCCUGGUGUGGAGGAGACCCCACCGGGACCUGUUGCCCUGCCUCUGUGGCUUGCUUGGCUGUGCUUGCCCCGGCUGGGAGUUGAACUCGAGUGGAAGUGCUCAGGGUUUGCAGGCCUGGGCAAACACGGCCAUGAAGGAAGGAGGUUCAAGAGCUGUCUUCCUGGCAGUGGUGUGACGGGUUCCCAGGGACACAGACCUUUGAUCGUUUAUUGGAGUAGGAGUGUAAGCAAGUCAGAUGUAUGUUAAUGUGGUUAUACAGAACAGCAGGCAGCGGAUAAAAAUCAUGUCUGUUUGCUGUGCCCUCACCCAGGUACGCCUGCCUCCUGGUUUGGUUCCCAAGGCUCUGCCUACAUUCCUUGUAGUAAGAAAGUCAGAAAUAGCCACAGGGUUUUGUAGACUUGAGAUGCACAGAAACCCACAUGCAUAAGUAAAUACUAGGUGAGGGGACUCCACCUCCGAGUGUUUUGUGUGUGGUUUCUGGUGACUGGAGCUCUGCUUUCAGGGUUCACAAUGUCCCCUGAAUACCUUGAUAGGAUUAUUUCCCUGUAUGUCUCUGCAGCCCGUCCAUUCCUCUUUCUGUAAUCCCAUCUCCUGGGGCAGGAGAAGCAGCUCUAGGUUUAUUGUAUGCCCAGAGUCCUGUAGCUGGGAUUAUUUUUUUUGUGCUUGUGUCUCACAAGGCCAUUCCUCCUGUCUUUCCUUCGGUGAUGCUUCUUUCCUACUGAGCUCCAGCAAGGGAAAGUUCCUCUCACCUACUUGUGAAAACAUGAAUCAUUCCUCACCUUUCCUGUCCCCAACAGGCUCUGUGUCUGCAUUUUGUACGCUAAUAAUGUGGCAUUGCAUAAAUUAGGAUUGUGGCAAAACCCUCUAAAAGGAGACACGUUGGCUGUCUCAGGAAGAGCUGCAGUUACUAGAAUUAAGUUGGUGGCCAUGGAACGGGUGAGGGAAAUGGGGCUGUUGAAGGGGGAGCUGCUGGAACUGUGUUUGGCCAAGAUGUUUGCAGCAGAAGUUGAGGUUGGCAGGGAGAACAAACUCUGUGGCUGUGUUCCUUCAAUCGAGUUGGUUUUCUGUGGAAGCACGACUGAACCAUGGAGCUUCGAGUGGGGAACAAAUACCGUCUGGGCAGAAAGAUUGGCAGCGGUUCAUUUGGAGACAUUUACCUAGGAGCCAAUAUUGCGACUGGUGAAGAGGUGGCCAUCAAACUGGAAUGUGUCAAAACCAAGCACCCCCAGCUCCACAUUGAAAGCAAGUUCUACAAGAUGAUGCAGGGAGGAGUGGGUAUCCCCUCCAUUAAGUGGUGUGGAGCAGAGGGGGACUAUAAUGUGAUGGUGAUGGAGCUCUUGGGGCCCAGCCUGGAAGAUCUCUUCAACUUCUGUUCCCGCAAAUUUAGUCUCAAGACAGUUCUGCUCCUGGCAGACCAGAUGAUCAGCCGUAUUGAGUACAUUCAUUCCAAGAACUUCAUUCAUCGGGAUGUAAAGCCAGACAACUUCCUUAUGGGCCUCGGCAAAAAAGGCAACCUAGUAUACAUCAUUGAUUUUGGUUUGGCCAAGAAGUACCGAGACGCCCGGACCCACCAGCACAUCCCUUACCGGGAAAACAAGAAUCUGACUGGCACAGCCCGUUACGCCUCUAUCAACACCCACCUGGGAAUUGAACAAAGUCGCCGUGAUGACCUGGAGAGCCUGGGCUAUGUGCUCAUGUAUUUCAACCUGGGUUCGCUGCCCUGGCAGGGCCUUAAGGCUGCCACCAAGCGCCAAAAGUACGAGAGGAUCAGCGAGAAAAAGAUGUCAACGCCCAUUGAGGUGCUCUGCAAAGGGUACCCUUCUGAGUUCUCGACAUACCUCAACUUCUGCCGUUCACUGAGGUUUGAUGAUAAACCUGACUACUCAUACCUACGGCAGCUCUUCCGCAACCUCUUCCACCGCCAAGGCUUCUCCUACGACUACGUCUUUGACUGGAACAUGCUUAAAUUUGGAGCAGCCCGGAACCCUGAGGAUAUGGAUCGGGAGCGGCGAGAGCAUGAGCGAGAAGAGAGGAUGGGGCAACUCCGGGGGUCAGCCACGCGAGCGCUGCCCCCUGGCCCGCCUGCUGGAGCCACUGCCAACCGUCUUCGCAAUGUCACUGAGCCCAUGGCCUCCACCCCCACCUCCCGAAUCCAACAGUCCGGAAACACGUCCCCCAGAGCAAUCUCAAGAGUGGACAGGGAGCGGAAGGUCAGCAUGAGGUUACACCGAGGAGCUCCUGCCAAUGUCUCCUCAUCUGACCUCACAGGGCGGCAAGAAGUGUCACGGAUUUCAGCAUCACAGACAAGUGUGCCAUUUGAUCACCUUGGGAAGUGAGGAGCAAUUGCCACUGGACCAGUGUUUGCUUAGUGUCUUCACUGUAUUUUUCUUUUAAAAAACAAAAAACCCAAAAAACAAACAAAAAACUAAAAAAGACAAAAAACCAACAAAAAAACCUGACAAUUUCUUUUUGCCAACGACGAGGAGUCAAGCUGUGCCCCCACGCUGGUGUGAGCCGUUUCAGAGAGGGCUGCCUGUGUCCCCCAACGUGAGCACCUCCAAGCAGUUGACGACGUGGGAGCCGUGUGAGAACACCUCCGCUGCCCCCAGCCCCACCCUGGCCCUACUGCUGCCUGCACCGGUCACCCCCACUUCCUUCUCCUGACUCUGCUCCUGGUUUUGUUUUUUUUCUCUCUUCCCCCCCACCUUCUUCUGGGUUCUCUUCUCCUGCUUUGUUUUUUUAUUAUUACUUUCAAAUCAUGUGGUUUCUAGCCAUAUAAAUUUUGACUUUGCCCUCCUUUUCUUCUGAGGGCAGGGUAGGGUGGUGGGGAAAUUUUUUUUUAUUAUUAUUUUUAUUUUUUAUUUGUUUUUUUCAGGAGCCUUGUGGGCCAGGAGGGAAUCAGAUUCCAGCCAUGCUUGAUGGUAGAAGUCUGAUUUUUAUUACUAUAACAGAAUUUAUUUUCUCAAGCAUUAAAUGAAUUUUAAGCUGUGAGGGGAAUUGUGGCAACAGUCUAAUCAUUGACUUGGGCUUCCUUUUCUUGGGUGGCUUCUCUGUGGGUUUUUUUUGCCUGUUGGGAGAAGUGCCAGACUUCCAUGAUCUGCGUGGCCCUCAUAAGCCAAGGGACCUCUAUGGAGAGGUACCUGCGCCCAAUGGAGGGUGGGAAGGCUGGAGCUGAAAUACGGGGAGAAAUACACUUCCCAUUCCUGCAGCGGGGUCUUUUUUUUUCGUCUGGCUGUGCGUGUUUUUCUAUUUUUUAUUUUUUUAAUUAAAACUUGUUUUAAUUCCUGCGGAGAGAGUGUGGGACUUGAGGAGAAGAGAGGGGUGCACAGAAACUGGAGUUUGGUGUUCUUUCAGAGCCAUGGCUCUUGCUCUCUCCUUCCCUCAUGUAACCUCAAGUAAGAUCCACCGUACAUGCACAAUCCCUUCCUGCCCUCUCCCACCCAUCUCCCCCCCUCCCCCCCCCUUAGUUGUUUUUACAUAUAAUUUAGGAAUACUCAAGCUGCUUUGUGGCACUUGGGGCUUUGAAACACAAUGAUUACCACUGCGACCUAUGGCCUGUAGCAGACACACUGUCACUGUAGUGUGGAGCCGAUGGGUUGUUGGCAGGGUGGGGAGGGUGGGGUUAGUCUUUGUUUUGUUUGUUUUUAUCCUUUCUAUUUAACACGUUAUUUUUCCUCCCUAUUUUUUUCCUAAUUUAUUUACCCCUCUUACUGUCUCUCUUUUUUUUAAUUAAAGAGCAAAACUUUUUAUUACUUUGUAAUUUAAAAAAAACAAAAAAAAACCUGAAGAACUUUGGGGGGGAUUUUGUACUUUUUUCCUGUGUAAAUAUUGGACUUUUUUGAGCUUUAUCGUGGUUGUUAAUUUGAAGUAAUAAAGUAGAAAAUGAUAAAGUGA
Molecule: messenger RNA, 4353 nt
Organism: Falco peregrinus (peregrine falcon)
Lineage: Eukaryota; Metazoa; Chordata; Aves; Falconiformes; Falconidae
Gene: CSNK1E
Product: casein kinase 1 epsilon
Exons: 11
Coding region: 1545-2795 (416 amino acids)
Biological process (GO): endocytosis; signal transduction; peptidyl-serine phosphorylation
Cellular component (GO): cytoplasm; nucleus
Molecular function (GO): ATP binding; protein serine/threonine kinase activity
Source: RefSeq, a predicted model, not a curated record